Messenger RNA from Colletotrichum scovillei, 2311 nucleotides. RefSeq lists its product as uncharacterized. Lineage: Eukaryota; Fungi; Ascomycota; Sordariomycetes; Glomerellales; Glomerellaceae. The record is from RefSeq and is a predicted model, not a curated record. The transcript has 3 exons. The coding region runs from base 352 to 2061 and encodes 569 amino acids. Gene Ontology annotation, molecular function: ATP binding; protein serine/threonine kinase activity. Gene Ontology annotation, biological process: peptidyl-threonine phosphorylation; peptidyl-serine phosphorylation.
CAUCUAUCCAAUCCCGAAUAAACCGGUAUUAUCUCCUCAACUACACGACUAAACCGAACUACUUCCUCACAAUAACCUAUCGCAUACAUCUCUGCAAGCCUUGAACAGGUGGGUUGCUCUCUUACUGCAUGCACUGUUUAGCUGUCAAGACGUCGCAAUAUGGCAGAGAGGCAUGCGUGCUGCAGCCACGGCGUAAUAUCCACUAUUAUGUUUCGUGCGGAUGUCCCUGCCUGUUACGGGUUAAAAAGCAAUCUUUCUGCACUUAUCCAAUUUCCAAGUCAAUUCAGGCCGCUAAGAAAUACCUUACAGAUCUCCAUAACGAGUCCGUUUCUCGAAGACCGAGCCUGCCUAAUGCCACAGUCAUUUGACGUCGCCGCCACUAGGGACGAUAUCGCCUGCAUCCUUAUGCGUAGUUCAUGCCAAGAUCUCAACGACAAACGCAAUCGGUUCGUCCCACGAGGCAGUUUAGUGUCCCAACUUGACCACAAGAAGGUAUCAAGCUUGUUAGGCACACUUAUUCCUUCCGACACCGCUAAAGUCGCCGAUAUUGCACAUUUCAUUAGUCCUGACAAUCAAAAAGGAUGUCUUUGUGACGAUGCUUUAUGCACGGGACUGAGAAUUAUCUUCGCGACAUUAUUCAUACUAGGCAAACCGGAAGUAAUAUUGGAUAUUUACCAAUCUUCAGUUCAUAUCUGUGAUGGAGCAUGGCCAUGCAACGACCCCACCUUGCCAACCUACUCCUCUCGUGCUGCUGAGGCCCUUCGGGAAGUCUUGCAAGCUCUAGAUGCACACAACGAGGAACUAUUCCACCAACUGCAAUGGCAAAUGAGGUCUCCGCAUUUCAGUAAAUCGAGCACAAAUACUAGCAAGCAGCCUUACCGUCUAUUGCAUAAUGAAAUCACGUUGCCAUGGUCAGAGCUCAACAUGCAGGGGGAAAUACUCGAUGGGCAAGUCUCGUUUGUGCAAAAAAUCAGCAUUCACCGAGAUCAUCACGACUUUUCAGACCAUGCCAAAACACCCGUAGAGCAUUUUGCUUUGAAGGUUACCGAUAAGGAGCACACGACGAAGGCUGCCGAGACUUCUUUCAUAAACGAGAUUGCUGCCAAUCAAAGAACAACCCACCCUCGUAUAACACCACUGCUUUCUGCCUUCAAACACCGAAAUCGAUAUUAUCUCCUAUUCCCCUGGGCUGACGGCGACAGUCUCUACGAGCUGUGGAGAAAGCAUGGCUUACAUCAUAUUUCUACUGAGCAUUGUCCGCCUUGGUACUCAGUUCGGUGGAUGAUAGAUCAAUGCUACUACAUAGCCGACGCCUUAGCCACGGUUCAUGGCUAUGAUUCUUGUGAAGGGGGGCGCUCUUCCGAGGCUCAGCUUCAUCUCGACAUCAAGCCGGAGAACGUUGUCUGCUUCCAAAAGUCCCACGACGGCAAAGUCUCAUACGACUUGAAGCUAACGGACUUUGGUCUCUCUAAACCUUUCAAUCGGAGUUCUCCGUCACGUCCGAGACAGAAGGCGGAGACAAAGACGUAUCGGCCGCCCGAGCGAGACACGGAUCUUGGGAAGUCGGUGGUGGAUGAACCUUUCGACAUAUGGUGUUUGGGAUGCCUGUUUCUCGACUUUAUCACCUGGGCCAUCGAGGGGUGGGGCGGAGUUGAGAGCUUCCGCGAAAGCCGCCUUUUAGAGACCGAUGAGGACGACGUCGACCCAGAAUUUCCCCCGGUACUAGAAGAUACUUUCUUCAAAAAGAGGGUGCAACGAAGGACAUGGUGGUGGCCACGCAGAAUUUCUCGGACAAUUGUUGCAGAUCUGAAGCCCUCAGUAGUUUCGCAAUUCCGGUAUCUCCGCGACCAUGCACGAUGCACCGAGGAAUUGAGGAGAUUCCUCAGUCUCGUCCAGUCCAGAAUGCUGCUCGUUGACGGCAGUGCACGAGCAGCAUCGAAUGAGGUUCGAGAUGUCCUGCAGGUGUGGAAGCAGAGCUUCAUAGAGCACAGAGCCGAGACACAAAACCUCAAUCCGACUAAUCAGCGGGUGCAUGGGCAAACGAAUUCAGGCCUUUGCUAGUGGCUCUGGAAGUAUGCAGAUGACUUGUAUGUGGCCGGCGCAUGCAGCACUCCAACAUUGGGGUACGUGGAAUUGGGCAUUAACGUGGCGUUUGCGGAUUGGGAAUCAUUGCUUCACUCUUGGGCACCAUAAGUCUGGACCGGCAGAUGAAAGUGUCGCUUGUUUGUGACUUUUUCUUUUCGGAACGAUGGUCCUUGGCGAAGAAGCGCGUUUACUCCGACAAGAUUCCCUUAUGGUUGAUUGAAAACGU